AUGCACCUCCAACCACUAGAUUUCUGUGCCAAAAGUUUGAUUGAUGUAAUUCUCAAUGCAUCUAAGGUUUAUGUGAUUGGCGGGGAUGGAACAAUGAGAGGAGCAGUGGCCAUAUUCGAAGAGUUUAAACGGUGUGGUUUGAGGAUAUCCAUUACAGGGAUCCCAAAAAACUUGGACAACGACAUCGACAUUAUAGACAAGGCGUUUGGGUUUCAAGCCGCAGUGGAGAGUGCUCAGUAG
Messenger RNA from Triticum turgidum subsp. durum (durum wheat), 240 nucleotides. The record is from the annotation of a GenBank genome assembly. Lineage: Eukaryota; Viridiplantae; Streptophyta; Magnoliopsida; Poales; Poaceae.